AUGGCGUCAUCGUCGUCGACAGAAGACGGUGUAGAAGAAAUCGCGAGGCGGUGGAUGGAAAUGGAGGAAAUAGUGCCAAUUGCGACGGCGGACCGACUUCUGGAGCGGCCGUGUAAGCUGAAACAUGUCUGUUGGAAGUUUAAUGAUACUUGCAAUGAAAUCUGGAUCGACGGACGGCUCGGAGUCACAUUCACACCGAAUCAACCCACCGAAUCGGGUGGAACCCAGACAAAAGUGCACUACGACGUCGAAAUUGACAAAUCCGAGUCAAAAACCGCGUUCUACGCAUUCGAUUUGGCCGAAUUGGCUCGUUGGCAUCUCGCGUGGCUCACCGAUCCGAAUGUUUGGAUCGAUUCGGCCACUAUUGAUAUGGAAUUCGACCAAAAAUGGAUGGUCGAGAAGCGAAAACUGCAAGUGAAGGAGGUGAACAUCACGGUUCAAACAAACUAUCCGUCGAUUCACGGAUGGUUGGCACAUAUGACAAAAGACGUCGAAUCGUUCAUUUAUAGGGGAAAUGGCAUUAUGGAUGCGAAUCGGUUUCUUCAGUUACCUUUUGCCGCAAAACUUCGAAAAUUGAUGUUAAUAUACGAGAGCACGUUCGACGACCGGCUGUUACCACAACUCGGCGCCCAACACCUUCAGAUUUCAACGGAUUUCGCGACGGAUGCUGGAGUGAAUAAGUUGUUGCAUCGCUGGAACGACCAAAACUACCCGAUUCGGUCGCAAUUCGUCAUCUAUGUACAGAUCAAGAGCUCGGCGAACGUCGUCAAAAAUUUGAAAGUGAUGCAGUCGCAGCAUCAGGAUAGUGGUGUCUCCGAGUUCCUCAUCGAAAUGAACAACCCGAAUACCCGAAUGCGUGUCAUCACCCGCCCCAGCUCCGUCAUCUGCACCAUCUUCGCGAUCGAUAACUCACAGGCUCCGCCCCCUUUCGUCACGCCCACAAUUGAUGACAAACAGAAUUAA
Molecule: messenger RNA, 963 nt
Organism: Caenorhabditis remanei
Lineage: Eukaryota; Metazoa; Nematoda; Chromadorea; Rhabditida; Rhabditidae
Exons: 8
Coding region: 1-963 (320 amino acids)
Source: RefSeq, a predicted model, not a curated record